Musa acuminata subsp. malaccensis (wild Malaysian banana) is the source of this 1146-nucleotide messenger RNA. Its product is annotated as glucuronoxylan 4-O-methyltransferase 1-like. The record is from RefSeq and is a predicted model, not a curated record. NCBI's taxonomy places the organism in Eukaryota, Viridiplantae, Streptophyta, Magnoliopsida, Zingiberales, Musaceae. Gene Ontology annotation, biological process: xylan biosynthetic process; plant-type secondary cell wall biogenesis. Gene Ontology annotation, cellular component: Golgi apparatus.
GCAAAAGCAUCCUUCUCUUCCGACAACCACCGACGAUAAUACACUGUCACCGAAUCCAACAUCUCGCGACCUUAAAUCUUUUCUCUUCUCUUCUCCCAACACUGCUUAACGUAACCAUUCAUGAGGCCCAAGAUGCAGAAGAUCUUCAGCCUAAAGCUCCUCAUCUCCGUUCUCUUCCUCCUCUUCGUGCUCUACUGGGUGAUGUCUCCUUCAUCCUUUCGGCUCCAGCAACAAGCUUUAUCCGUUCCAUCAACACCACCUUCGUGCACCAAGCUUCCGCCCUCCUUGGCGGACGCCAUCCUCCACUACGCCACCCUCAACAUCACUCCCCAGCAAACCAUCGACGAGAUCUCCGUCGCAGCUCGAGUCCUGCGGGAGAAGUCCCCGUGCAACUUCCUGGUCUUCGGCCUCGGCCACGACAGCCUCAUGUGGAGCGCGCUCAACCACGGCGGCCGCACCUUGUUCCUCGAGGAAGACGAGGGGUGGAUCGAGGCCUGGCGGCUGCGGCUGCUCCCGGUGGUAGCGGAGACCUACCACGUCAAGUACGACACGAGGGUGAGCGAGGCGGAGCAGCUGCUGGAGUUGGGCGCGCGGGCGGACUGCAAGGCCGUCGGCGACUUGAGGCGGUCCGGGUGCCGGUUGGCGCUGAAGCAAUUGCCGCCCGUGUUCUACGAGGUGGAGUGGGACCUGAUCAUGGUGGACGCGCCCACCGGGUACCACGCCGGCGCUCCGGGGAGGAUGGCGGCGAUAUACACGGCCGGCGUGGCGGCGAGGUGGAGGAAGGAGGGGAAGACGGAGGUGUUCGUGCAUGAUGUGGAUCGAGCCGUGGAGGACAGGUUCUCCAAGGCCUUCCUGUGCGAGGGGUACAUGAAGCACGAGGAGGGGCGGUUGAGGCAUUUCACCAUUCCCAGCCACAGGGCCAACACGGAGCGGCCAUUUUGCCCUCCAUAGCGACCAUGAAUCGUCUCUCACCUUCACACACCACCUUGUUUCCUACGCAUUUCCCAUUCUCCCUCAUCGCUCUUUUGUUUUAGUUCUUCCUCGUCGAUUCCAAUAGGCAUUUGACACAGAAGAUUCUAAUUAUCGAGCAAUGUUGUCUUACGAUUCUUUCUUAUAAAGAUGUUAAAGACAUAUAAUUCGAAUUCA